Molecule: messenger RNA, 993 nt
Organism: Diplodia corticola
Lineage: Eukaryota; Fungi; Ascomycota; Dothideomycetes; Botryosphaeriales; Botryosphaeriaceae
Product: short-chain dehydrogenase
Exons: 2
Coding region: 1-993 (330 amino acids)
Source: RefSeq, a predicted model, not a curated record
AUGACGUCCCACGCCUUCAGUCUCGCCGACACGCCCGACCUGGCCGGCAGAGUCGCCGUGGUCACGGGCGGCUCCGCUGGCAUCGGCCGCGAGCUCUGCGCCCAGCUGCUUCUGCACGGCGCCGCCAAGAUAUAUGUCCUCGCCCGCUCCGAGUCCCGCUUCGCCGACGCCAGGGUCGAGUGGUCCGAAAAACACGCCCUGUCCGAUAGCGACCUGGCCCGCCGCGUCGACUUCAUUCGCUGCGACCUGACUGACGUGGACGCCGUGCAGCGCGCAGCCCGCCAAUUGUCGCAGCGCCUUGACCGGCUCGACGUCCUCAUCCUGAACGCCGCCCUUCCUCCGUCGGCCGACUAUCAGCUCUCUCCCCAAGGCGUCGAGAUUCAGUUCGCCGGCAACCACCUCGGCCACUUUGUCCUGACCAACCUGCUGUUUCCUCUCGUCGAAAAGACCGCGUCCGAGCGUGGCCAAGCCCGCAUCCUGACGGUUUCAUCCUCGCUACAUCUAGCGUGCCAGGAGCUUAGCCUGCCGCUGCUCACCUCCCCCACUCCUAUCAAGUCCCCUGCCGCCCUGGACAGCUUCUGGAGGUAUGCACGCUCCAAGCUUGCCAAUAUCCUAUUCACCCGUGAGCUAGCUCGCCGGAUUGACCACGUGGGACUUUCCAAUGUCUAUGUCAACUCGUUUUUCCCGGGAAAUAUCCCCACCGACGCCUGGGAUUCCUGGAAAGACUUGUUCGGCACCCUGGUCGGCACUACAGCCAAGGAUGUCUUCCAACAAGCCGGCCACACGCAUGAGGAUGCCGCAGCUACCGGCAUGUACCUGGCAACGAGCCCAGAUGUCGUAUCCAAGGGCGUGAAGGGGAAAUAUUUUGUCCCUGUCUCGCAAGAAGAGGAGACCAGCACUAUCUCAUAUGACAAGGACUUGCAAAAGAACCUUUGGUACUGGAGCGACAGCAAAGUGGCCGAGACACUGGGCAAAGGCUGGCAGAGCGCAUGA